Coregonus clupeaformis (lake whitefish) is the source of this 1243-nucleotide messenger RNA. Its product is annotated as gastrula zinc finger protein XlCGF8.2DB-like. NCBI's taxonomy places the organism in Eukaryota, Metazoa, Chordata, Actinopteri, Salmoniformes, Salmonidae. Gene Ontology annotation, biological process: regulation of transcription by RNA polymerase II. Bases 1 to 849 code for a protein of 282 amino acids. Gene Ontology annotation, molecular function: RNA polymerase II cis-regulatory region sequence-specific DNA binding; DNA-binding transcription factor activity. The transcript has 2 exons. The record is from RefSeq and is a predicted model, not a curated record.
AUGGCUACUUUGGGGCAGGAGGACCCAGAGCCCACACAGAUUAAAGAGGAACAGGAGGAACUCAGGACCAGUCAGGAGGAAGAGCAGGUUCAAGGGCUGGAGCCUGACAUCAUAGAGUUCAAAUUCACUCCUUCCUGUGUGAAAAGUGAAUGUGAUCAGGAGGACCCACUUUGGUCCUUGACUCUUCCCCAAACCCAGACUGUGGAGAACAGAGAGAGUGACUCUAAACCAGUGGAUUUCAAACCUUUUGGCACUGUGACCCACCUAAAGGGUCUUGACAUUCCCUGUGACCCUCCAGGUAAUCAAAACAAUGCCUCCAGCCACAGCUCAGCCAUAAGCAGCGACCCAGUAGGACUUGACAGCAGCCCAACUUUGGAUCAGAACCCACUAUUGGGGAAUCACUGUUCCAAACCCAGCACCACAUCUAUAAAAACUCACCACUGCCGUGACUGUGGUGAAACGUUUUCUCUGAAAGCUGACCUGCAGAGGCAUGUGACUCUCACCAAGAAGAGACUCAGCGAAUGCCACUUAUGCAAAAAACAGUACAACUCCACCUGUAAACUGGAAGCCCAUGUCAGACUCUGUCACGGUCGGAAACCCUGCACCUGCCCCUUUUGUGGCAAGACCUUCAAACAAAAAGGACAUCUGUCCAGGCACAUGAAUAUUCACACAGGAGAGAAACCAUUUAGCUGUGGUGACUGUGGGAAGAGCUUUACUCGGAAGGGGGACCUAAGGAGACAUAUACUGACUCACACAGGAGAGAAACCAUUUAGCUGUGGUGACUGCGGCAAAGCCUUCAUUCGCAAGGAGCACCUAACUGCACAUAUACGGACUCACACAGGAGAGUAAUCAUUUAGCUGUGGUGACUGCAGGAAAAGCUAGUCUCAAGCAGAACCUAUCCAAGCAUAAACUGACUCACACAGGAGAGUAAUCAUAUGGCUGCUUAGUCUGUGGUAAAAUAUUCAUUCAGAAGGGAAACCUGCUGACGCACGUGAGAAACAUCCACAAAGGAAGAAAACAGGAUGAAAACACAAAGAAGAAAGACAAUUAGGACAAAGAGAUUUCCUGUCAGCAGAUGGGAAUAACAAGGCAGGAUGUGGACAACACUCUUAGGAAAGGAGAGCAACUCUGGAUCAUUCAUGCUCUGGGUUUCAGAAAAAUAAAUACAUUAUGGAUUUACUUUAGUAAAAUGUUCUGUGUAAAUAAAGUUUGAUUUUAAUUAAAAGUUUAGGAAAUGAACAAA